Messenger RNA from Acytostelium subglobosum LB1, 1041 nucleotides. RefSeq lists its product as hypothetical. Gene Ontology annotation, cellular component: nucleus; cytoplasm. The transcript is spliced from 3 exons. Gene Ontology annotation, molecular function: protein binding. Bases 1 to 1041 code for a protein of 346 amino acids. The record is from RefSeq and is a predicted model, not a curated record. Lineage: Eukaryota; Evosea; Eumycetozoa; Acytosteliales; Acytosteliaceae.
AUGCUGUUCACACCAGCUAGUCAACAUCGAGUCCAAUACUCUAGCACCACCACAACUAUGCCCAACAACAAAGCCAACAACAACAACAACAACAAAGACAAUCUAAACUAUAAGUCAUCAAUCGAUGAAAGCAUAAUGAUGAAGUUUGUUAUUGAGGGUAGUGUUGACGAGACAGCAUUGUUGCAAAGGUAUCAGGAUGCAGUGGAACAGGUUACAGCCAAUGAGACUAAACUGAUGUUAUGGGAUGUGUUGCAUUGGGCUGCAUUAUACAACCAUUGUCAAUUGAUAAAGGUUGUGUUGGCACAGAGGAAGCGACAUGCACUUACUGGCGAUCAACUGUUCCCCAGCGACAAGUAUGGCGUCACGGCACUGCACGUGGCCGUGCAACAGGGUCACUUGGAAUCAGUCGUGGCAUUGUUGUCCAAUGAUGGUACGUGCGAUGUCAAUGCACGUGACAAGAAGCCAUUCUUAAGAUUGUCUGCUCUGCAUCUGGCUGUGAAUAGGCCGAAUCCAAGCAUGGCCAUCAUUCAAACAUUGUUGGAACAUGGUGCCAACGUCAAUCAAGAGACAACAGAGCGCAGAACACCACUCUUCACUUGUAUCCAACGUGGACACUCACUCCAACUCAUCGAGCUACUUCUCAAACAUGGUGCAAGCAUCAACAUCCAAGACAAUCCAAGGACCAAUGGAUGGGAAUACUAUCGAGUGAUGACACCAUUCCAUCUUGCAAUCAAACGAGGUGAUUUAGAUAUCAUCAAGUCAUUGAUCAAGCAUGGAGGUGAUCCUAAAUUGUUCCUGAAGGAUGAGGUUGGAGAACGAUUGAUUCAUUUGUCAACAUUACAACAUGAUCAAGACAUUACAAGGUUGUUGAUGGAUAAUGGAGCCGACAUCAAUGUAUUGGAUAACUAUGGUGCCACUCCACUUGACUAUGCAAUAUCUUCGGUUGAUCCUACAAAACCCGACUCUGUAUCCCAAGACACAUUUGUUCAACACCUCAUUAAUCAUUACCAGGCCAAAACUGGUCAAGGACGAAAGAUGUGA